GCUCGUCCGUACUGUCUCGUCAGCAGGAGGGCAAAGAAGGAAAGGGGGAGUGACGGUUUGCUGUGGCUGCUAUUAAGCAAAGAAACCAGAAAAAGAGAGAGACGCCUUUAACGGGCGACAGCAGACACGCCACGGAGAAAAGCCGUCACGGAGCUAAGGAAACGGGGCACUCUUGGAGCACCCUGGCCUUUUCCCAAGCCCCGCCCACUGUCUGGGCGGGGCUGCAAGAAACUUGAGCCGGAAGGGACGGAGCGGUAAACACUGAGUCUGCGCGCUCAUCUCGCGAGAGCAGUAGAGGGCGGAAGUGCAGUCUGUUCAGGAUGAGGUUCCUGGUUGCGUUUGUCUUGCUGAGCGUCGAAGCGGCGGACCCCGUGCCGUCCAGUUCUGUGCCAGCCUCCACAAUACCCACUCUGAGGGUAAGUCAGUCUACUGGAGACUCCAAGCUCUUAACCGCGGAACUGCCUUCUCGGUCAGACAAUGUAGACAGAUCCAUUCCGAAACAAAACACCGGGGAAGUCAGCCCUGACAAGUCGAAACUGGAGCCAAACACCACGAAUGACGGCCCUCACAAAUCGAAAUCUCAAGAGCAUAUCACGAAUGUCGACCAUAACAACAACACAAAUGUUGACCUUGGCAAGUCGAAAACGGAGCCGCACUCCACGAAUGACAGCUCUGACAGAGCGACAUCUGAGGACCCUGCUGCGGAUGGCAACCCUGACAAGUUGGAACUGAAGCAGGACAUCACGAAUAAUGGCUCUGGCAAGGGGAAAUCUGGGGAGCAUACUGCUGCAAUUGAGGACCCUAGCAAACUGGAACUGGAGCAGCUUUCUUCCAAAGACCACUCCGGCAAUCCAAUCUCCAACCCCUCUUCUGAUAACAAGGAGCCUGCUGUAAAUCCAUCAGCUGACAAAGCUCUGCAGUCUCCUAGAACUAAACCUGUGGAAAAAGGAUUACUGGAUUUGGACUCCUCUUCUCCCCAGCAGGAGGGAGAAGGUAAGUCUUUAGAGCCAGCUGAAGAUGUGGAGCCCAAGGAGACUGAAGAAGGGGAUACAAAGCCUGAAGAGGAUAUACCACCCAAAGAAGAGAAAGAAAUGCCUGGCCCUGCCUCGAGUGAGAACCGUGAAGGGGCACUUUCGAAACCCUUGGGUAAGGAGAAGGAUGACGUUUAUAAGGAUAAUCUUGGAAAUGCCAGUGCAGAGAGCAGCCACUUCUUUGCAUAUCUGGUGACGGCAGCCAUUCUCGUCGCUGUCCUCUAUAUUGCCUACCACAAUAAACGGAAGAUUAUUGCUUUCGUCCUGGAAGGAAAAAGAUCCAAAGUCACACGGCGGCCAAAGGCCAGUGACUACCAGCGUUUGGACCAGAAGAUUUGAAUUUUCUGUUCUUGAGAACCAUGUCCUCCCUGCUGAUUUGUUUCUAAGUCAAGAAAAAUGAAGAGAAAAAUACUGUGACCUAAGAGAGACCCCCUGCUCUCGGGUUUGGUGGCGAGUCUGGCAGAGGCAGGGGGGGAUUGCUUUGAUUUUUGCACCUGCACUUUGGUGACCUUGUCCUCCUGUGUUCCUGUUAUUUAUGCUGGUGUCUUCCAGCCUGUCCCCCUCUGAGUGUGAGUAGAGGAGCAUGUGGGUACCCAGCUGUGACCAAAGGAAGACCGCAGCCCUCAGCAGGUGCUCGCUGCUCACUGCCCUCUGUGGGACCUUGGCCUUGUGGUAAAGUUUUCCCUUGAAAACUCUCGCACUCGCCCCUGUUUACCUUCACAGACCUAGGCGACUACAGCAGGCUGAGGUGCGUCUCCCAGAGCCUCUCCCUUUGGGGGGAUGCGCCCCACAGAAGAUGGAGAAGGUGGGGAAUGCUGAUGGGUGAAGGGCUCCUUUGAGCACACGAUUCUCUUCAAAGGCUUUGAUAGCAAACCAAAAUAGCAGCAAGAAAACGUGCUUUAUCGCCAGCGAGCUCAGCCUGCCCAGCACAAGCUCUUCACAUUCUUCUGACAUUUUCAUGUCACCUAGGACUAAGCCACCCUACUUCCAUUUGGUCAGUCUGGGCAGAAAACCAUACUUGGGGAUUCUGGGAGGAAAGCCUUAAAGCCCCGGUUCCCAUCACAGGUUUUUUUUAAAAAUAGCAGUUAACCAUGAUUGAAACACUAUGUUCACCCUACUCACUAUUGUUAGGAGAACUUUUUGAAAUAGGGUGAGUUCAUGUUUUGGGCAAGAAAGCACGUGGUUCAGUUUGGCUUUGGUCAGCAGUUUUUCUCAAAGGGUUGUUAUGAAACAGGUUUCCUGCAAACUGUUUUGCCUUUGUUGCCUAAAAUCGACUUAUAUUUACAGACUGACUGUCCUCCCUCUUUUACCUAAAUCUAGUUAAUGGUCCUCUUAUCUGGUACAAAAUGCCAAGGCUGGAAUUCCCACUGUGGUGCAGUGGGUUAAUGAUCCAGCAUGUCUCUGCAGAAAUGCGGGUUUAUUCCCCAGCCCAGCCCAGCCCAAUGGAUGAAGGAUCUGGUAUUGCUGAAGCUGUGGUGUAGGUCGAAGCUCUAGCUCAGAUUAGAUCCCUGGCCCUGGAACUUCCACAUGCCAUGGGAGUCGUUAAAAAAUAAAAAUAAAAUCCAAGGCUAAUUAGUAAACAUCCUUCUUCUAUCCCACAUCUGGGGUUAUUAAAAUUUAAGGAAUUCAGAGCGUUCCCUGGGGUUUGGGCUGUUUCAAGCUUUAUUUAAACCUGUUCUAGUUGUGCCACCCUAUUAUAGAGAGCCUAAAGAGAGUUGUUUCUGCAAAGAAAAAACCAAAAUAGGAGUUCCCCAGUGGCCUAGCGGUUAAGGAUCCAGCAUUGUCACUGCUGUGGCUCAGGUCACUGCUGUGGUACAGGUUCAGUCCUUGCAUUGGGAACUUCUGCAGGCCACGGGCACAACCAGCAAAGGCUGAAGUAGAAUGUUUCAUCUCAGAGAAGUGCACGGAUUGUGCAAAGCGAGGAACAGGGUGAGUUCUGGGCUGUUGAAAAGUCUGGUGGAAGAAGGGGCUAUCCUGAUUUGUCAUGGUAUCUUCCAGCUCACUUAAAACAGCCCUUGACUUUGCAUUGCAAUUUCGCUCUCUGCAGGUAGCAUUUGUGCAGGUGAGGACUGAAUACCCUUGGCUGCGGUGGUUUUACUCCCUGCUGUCUCCCGUUUCCCUGCCUUUCUUCCUCCCUCUGAUGUCCUCUCCUUCUGCCUGUCUCCGCCAGCCCCUUUCCUUCCACCUUUGCGCAGGCCCAGAUUCCCCUGCUCCCCUCCAUCCUGUUUGUUCGUUUUGCUGUUCAGCUUCCCCCAGAAGUCUCGCUUCUGCUCCCUUGCCACUCAUCCUCCUCAUCACUUCUACGGACUCACUUUGAUCCCCGUCUUCCUGUGAAUGAUGUUUGGUGAGCUUCAAAUCACCAAAUCCAGUGGCUUGGGCUCAAAGCUUAGUCUUGUCCUUGACAGAACUGGACCCUUAGGCCAUCUGCAUUGAACUUCCCCUCCUGGCUCCUGAGACCGCCUUUGCCUUAUCCUGUGCUCGAAGGGCUGUGGUCAGAAACUCCUUUCUCUCCUCAGAAACUCAUCCAUUCCUCAUCCUCUGAAUGAGUGGCACCCAAGUGUUUAUCCUCGGCCUAGUUCCAGAGAGCCCCAACCUGUGUGCUCGAUGUGUCAGCUUGGUCACCCUGUUGUCACUGAACCUGAAUUUCUCCCUUCUGCCCAUUAAACUGCCCCUCUCCACAGCCCACCUUCUUUAAUCAUCUCGACUCCAGACUACAGACCUUUGCCAUUUUGAUCUCUUGUCACAAAAGUCCUAUCCAUCUUUUAGAAGCUGUCUCCAGCUACAGUCUUUCUUUCUGUUGUCCUUGCUUCCCUGCCCCCCACCCCCACCCAUUUCAUUUCUCUCCUGGAAUUUUUUUCCCCCCAGGAGCUACCUUAAUUGGUCUCCUGCCCAUCUUUUGUGUGUGUAGAGACUAGAGCGAUCUUUCCAAGGGACAUGUGAUCUGAAGUGUCUCAGGCUUCGAGAAUCAAGCUCGUGCACCAUGGUAUUCAGGGCUCCUCAGGCUGGCACUGCCCUGCCUGCCUUUCCCUGCAUCCUCUCCAGGCCCAAGGCCCCUCUCGGCAGGUGCCCAUUUGGGCCCCUAAGCCUUUUCAUCCUUGCUGCAUCCUCCAGCCAGCCCCUGGCUUUCUGCGGCUCUCCUGUUAGGGUGCUCCCCCCUUCUCUUCUUUCCAUGGCUCCUUCAGGGCCCAGCUCACAUUUUGCUGUGCACCUUCCUGACUACCCCCCCCACCCCGACUUUCCACUUUACUCUGCUUUAGUAGCGCCUGAGAACACCACUACAAAUUUUGGAACUUUGGCAAAAAGGGCAGUUGGCUGUUGGUAUCUGAUGUCUCUGUUCUCCCCAAGAAAAGUAAGCUCCUUGCAGGAGCACCCAUGGCACCAUCUACGUGUCUGCCUCACACGGGACGCUCCCCGGUCACUUGAGGAGUCCGGUUUCUUCUUGCAAAGGAGAGCAUGUUCUUUGUUCAGGACAUCGGGCUUUGACUUCACUUAGGUCUCACGCAGCUUUCUGGCUACUGGUGGCUGUCCCUUAUUGAUGGAUUUUGCUAGUAAAGAGGACAGCAGAAAGGAAGCGUGGCCCCAGGCACCAAGAGAGUUAGCAGCAAGGGGACAUUUAAGAAGUGUUGUGGAGCCCACAGAGCUUCACUUUUUGAGACUCAGAGAAGUAGCGUUUCUUGUGUAAAGGGAGUACAGUAGAAUUUAAGUUGCACGUUAGAAGUUGCACUGAAAAUCUCCCACCCCAAAGGAAAGUUGUUUUCUGGGUAGCUGGCUUUUGGAUAGACUCUUUGAAGCAUGUUUUCUCAGAGAUUGUGGAGAUGAGGGUAUCCUCGGGGACGGGGGGAUCUGCCCCCCUAUGGGUAGGGGUGGGGUGGGCAUGAGAGGCACCCCAUCCCGACCUUCAUUUGCCUCCUGUCCAGCCCCAAGCUUUUGGCUGAAGAGUGGUUUUUGUUUGGAGGAAUCUGUGCUUCAGUCACGGGUGUUAACAGGGGACCUUGUUUGCCUGCUUCAGACUCCUGAGUAGAAUGAUUCAGAGAGUCCACCUGGGGGAGUGGAAGGCCAGCCAUAUAUAUAUAUAUAUAUAUAUAUAUAUAUAUAUAUAUAUAUAUAUAUGCUGGCAUUUCUUUUCCCAUGAUGGCUUUUAAUGACAUGUUUGGUGACAGAACUCUAAACCUCUGAAAUUCCCCUGAUUGGGAAUUCCCAUUUUCUUCUCCCACUUCACCUCAUUUAAUUCAAAAGCCCACCCCUUGUUUUUGCCUGGUCACUUGAUAGGUAAUGCUGCACACGUGACGAAUGCCAGCCCGCCCCGCACAUGCUUGGCAUCAUUAGAACAGGAUGAGAGGGGGCUGCCCCCCCAGACCCUGUAGUUCUGUUGGCCCUCGUCUGAAAGCUCUGGCUGAGAGGGUUGUGUUUGGCAUCGCCUCCGCUUAAGCAAGAAUCCUGGGAAGAGAUUUCCACAUUUAAUUUAACUGUGUACAUCCAGAACCAAGGCUGAAUCACAGGUCAUGUGUGAAUUUCCUAAAUAUCCCAACCUAGAACCUCCUCAUAAAGGCACCGGGUCUGAGCUGUAGGGUGUUUCAAGCCAGUUUCCUCACACUCUUUGAGAUUCCUUUGAUGCAGACGUCUAAUGUGUUAAAUAAAUGGUGGAUUGUUGA
Molecule: messenger RNA, 5683 nt
Organism: Phacochoerus africanus (Common warthog)
Lineage: Eukaryota; Metazoa; Chordata; Mammalia; Artiodactyla; Suidae
Gene: TGOLN2
Product: trans-golgi network protein 2
Exons: 4
Coding region: 321-1370 (349 amino acids)
Cellular component (GO): trans-Golgi network; trans-Golgi network transport vesicle; endosome
Source: RefSeq, a predicted model, not a curated record